UGCGGAGGCUGAGCCCUGCUCUACCCCUGCCGGUGCCAGGAGAGUUGGAACAGCCCACAACCCACUCGGAAAGGUGUGUGCUAAUCACUGGGAGCGCUGGGGCUGCCCCCCGACCGGAGCCAGGCGCUCGGAUGGGGUGGCGGUGUGCGCGUCCCCUCCCCGUCCCUGCCCACAAAAGGAUCGUGGCACCCCAGGGACCGCUCAGCCCCGCCGGCCUCGCUCCUGCUCCCAUGUCACAGCUCGGAGCGACGGCAUGAAGAAAUCCUCGUAUUCAGGAAUCAGCCGGACCUCCAGCGGGAGACUUCGGAGGCUCAGCGACCAGACGAGUCCAACUCUGAAAAGAUCUUUUGAGGUCGAGGAGGUAGAUCAGUCUUCGAAUUCCUCCACCCCACAAAGACGGGCCCCGAACACCCUCCUCAGGUCCACCGUGUCCAGCUCCACGCAGAAGUUUCAGGAACUUGGCGCCAGGAAUUCGGAACCAUCCGCCCGACAUGCAGAACCCACAGUCCAAAGAUCACCCAAGCCCCCUCUGAGGAGAGUGGAGCUCUCUGGAACCAAACUGCCCGAGCCAGUGUCCAGAAGAACAGAAAUCUCCAUUGACAUCUCAUCCAAGCAGGUGGAGAACUCCACCUCAGGGUUGUCAAGGUUUGGCCUCAAACGAGCAGAUGUGCUGGGUCACAAACCCCCCGAGCCCACCCCAAGGAGGACUGAGAUCACCCUCGGCAAGCCCCAGGAGCCGGGUCUCCGGAGGGUGGAGGCGCCGGCAUCAAAGAUCCCGGAGAUGCCGCAGCGAAGAGCUGAGACAGCCAGCGCUCCCGCGCCUGACACGGCCACCAAGCGCGUGGAAAUCCAGGUAGCAAAGGCUGCUGAGGUCUCAGCCCCACCAGCACGGCAGGUGGAGAGCUCAGAGCCUCCCCUGCCCGCCCAGCCUCCCCAGGCAGAGCCAAAGCUGCAGCCGGUGCCGAUGGAGAGCCCACCAAAGAGAGAAGAAGGUCCAGAGGCAGUUCCCAGCCACGCACCCAGCAUGACGGACGCUCCACGGGAUGCCGGCCCCAAGCUGGCGGCGCCGACGCGGCCGGAGAAGCCGGCUGCGGACUUCGGCUACGUGGGGAUAGACGCCAUCCUGGAGCAGCUGAGACGGAAAGCCAUGAAGCAGGGGUUUGAGUUCAACAUCAUGGUCGUGGGUCAGAGCGGCUUGGGGAAAUCCACAUUAAUCAACACCCUCUUCAAAUCCAAAAUCAGCCGGAAAUCUGUACAGCCCACUUCUGAGGAGCGGAUCCCCAAGACCAUUGAAAUCAAAUCCAUCACUCACGAGAUUGAAGAGAAGGGGGUUCGCAUGAAGCUGACAGUCAUCGACACCCCGGGAUUUGGAGACCACAUCAACAAUGAGAACUGCUGGCAGCCCAUCAUGAAGUUCAUCAACGACCAGUACGAGAAGUACCUGCAGGAGGAAACCAACAUUAACCGGAAGAAGCGGAUCCCUGACACGCGGGUUCACUGCUGUAUAUAUUUCAUCCCAGCCACGGGCCACUCGCUCCGACCGUUGGACAUCGAGUUCAUGAAGCGCCUGAGCAAAGUGGUCAACAUCGUCCCCGUGAUCGCAAAGGCUGACACGUUAACGCUGGAGGAGAGGGACUACUUCAAACAGCGGAUAAUGGCUGAUCUUCUGGCCAACGGGAUCGACGUGUAUCCUCAGAAGGAGUUUGAUGAAGACUCUGAAGAUCGGCUAGUGAACGAGAAAUUCCGGGAAAUGAUCCCAUUUGCAGUGGUGGGCAGUGACCAGGAAUACCAGGUUAAUGGAAGAAGAAUCCUUGGAAGGAAGACCAAGUGGGGCACCAUUGAAGUGGAGAACACGACACACUGUGAGUUCGCCUACCUGCGGGACCUCCUCAUCAGGACACACAUGCAGAACAUCAAGGAUAUUACCAGCAACAUCCACUUCGAAGCCUACAGGGUCAAGAGGCUGAACGAGGGCCAGGGCUCGCUCUCCAACGGCGUGACCGACAAAGAGCUGGUGGCUAACGAAAUGUAACCGUCUCGCUCCGUAGCCAGGACCUUGCUCGCUCAUGCUCGCUAUUUCUCCCCUCUCCCCCCUUUAUUUUUAUAUAAAUCCUCUACCACUGUCCCCCUUCCCCCGGUCCCUGACCCCCUGCCAUGUUAACUGACCAAAUAACCAGGCGUGGGGCGGCCGCUCACCCCCCGCCUUGUGGCAUCAAUUUGCUUCUCGGCCCCCGGCCCAGCAUUCCUGGGCUGGGCACUGUCCCUCCGUGGAGGUUGAGCUCUCGCUUACCCCCAGCUCUGGCCCGGCAGCCGAACCCAGGGGAGCAGAUCCACGGGGCCAGCAGGAUUGGGGUGCCCCCAGGAGCCCUGCCUGCCCCUCCGUGCAGAGGCUCCUCUCCGUCCGUUGAAGGCAAAAGGGUUUCUCCAGGUGAACGUAGCCUUCGGAAGCAAGGUACGGGUGGGACGAAGAGAGCAAGACAGUGCCAUCCCUGUCUCCUGCCGCCUCCUCCGAGCCCUCUGCAGCCCUCCAGGACCUGCCAGCCCCCAACCCAACCCUUGUACCCCAUCUACAUGCAAUAAACUGGGAGUGUUUAGGUGUCACCUUGCCUGUCACCGACCCCCUGCCAGGCAGAGCGACCUGCUUUGGGAGAAGUGCCUUUUCAGACUGUGACCUUGCAAUAGUGUGGGAGAGGGGAAGGAGGGUCUGCCUUGUCUGUGCAGCCUGCAAAAGGCUGCAGACCUUUGUAGGGACUCCUGCUCCCUCUCCCUUGGGCCACAGAUGUGGCUGAUGUCCUGAGAACACUUGUGUAUUUAUUUUUCAUUCACUUGGGUGGGAUUUUUGUGUGCUGAAGGCUGGGAGUGUGUUUGUCCAAAGGGGGCUGAGAGUGGAACGUCUCCACAAAGCGGUGGUGGGAGGUGGAGGGUUGUCCUGUCUUACCCUUGUGAUUCUUGGGCUUUUUUCCCUACGUCAGAGGAGGCUGUUGGGCAUUUUUCAAUCAUUUUUUAUUUUCUGGUUCCCCUGUGUGACGUGUGUCCGUGUAACACACUCCUGUGUUUUGCUGGUCCUUGUGCAGGGGGUCUGUGCAUGUGCAGACCGAGCCCUGCCACCCUGGGGAGGGCUGGGGUUGUGUUUGUGGGUGCUGUGCCCGACGUCUCCCCCUGCUCUGCCCCCCAGCACCUCCUAUUUCAGUGUAUCUCCAGUAAAUAAGUCCCUGCAAGGGUGAGGUAGCACCGUGACACAGGAGAGGAUGGUCCUGGAGCAGAGCUCUGCAGUCCUGCCCCUGCCCCAGCUCCGCUUCCCUUUCUGUUCUCCACUCCACCAAUCUCCAUAUCCUCUCUAAGGGAUAAAACUUCUGCAAAUCACCCAUUUUUGGGGGGCACACACUAAAAUGGCAGCGUGUCCCAUCCUCUAGCACUGGAAGGCGCUUGCAAAGCCCCGUGGUCUCCGUGGGGGACAGAGCCUUCCUCGGCACAGGUGACCAGGAGGAAGGAGGAGGUUGUUCUCACCUCGGUGGGGAUGCCCAGAUGACGUUGGACAGGGUUUGCAGGGGCUCCCCACACAUGUCCUCCCAAAGAGGCGUGGGCAGGGGGGUGCAUUGUGAGAAUCCAUUCUGCCCUUCACUCAUAUUCCUCCCCAGCCACAACAGCACCACGGAGCUGUUGGGGUACAGCGACUCUCUACUUGCUGACUUGCUAUAUUUUAGCAAAACCAACAAAAAAAAAAAAGUGUAUUAACUGAAAAAAUAUAUAUAUAUUUCAAGUGUUAAAAAAGACUGAAAGGGGAGAAAAAUCUCUUUGUGUGAGGCACUUCUGCAAAUGUCAUCUUGAACUUUUUUUUUCCUCUAGUUGAAGCUGGGCAAAGCAAGACACGCUGCUUUCUCCUUUGUAACCUGACUUUUUUUUUUUUUUUUUUUUAAGAAAAAAAAAAUUAUUCCAU
Molecule: messenger RNA, 3937 nt
Organism: Lepidothrix coronata (blue-crowned manakin)
Lineage: Eukaryota; Metazoa; Chordata; Aves; Passeriformes; Pipridae
Gene: SEPTIN9
Product: septin 9
Exons: 12
Coding region: 254-2032 (592 amino acids)
Biological process (GO): cytoskeleton-dependent cytokinesis
Cellular component (GO): septin ring; septin complex; cell division site
Molecular function (GO): molecular adaptor activity; GTPase activity; GTP binding
Source: RefSeq, a predicted model, not a curated record